This is a messenger RNA of Zerene cesonia (dogface butterfly), 913 nucleotides long. It is a transcript of the gene DnaJ-11, whose product is annotated as dnaJ homolog subfamily C member 30, mitochondrial-like. The transcript has 4 exons. NCBI's taxonomy places the organism in Eukaryota, Metazoa, Arthropoda, Insecta, Lepidoptera, Pieridae. The record is from RefSeq and is a predicted model, not a curated record. Bases 153 to 833 code for a protein of 226 amino acids.
GACAAUUGACAAUUGACAUUGACAUCACACCCAAACAGCAAAUUCUUAUAAUGAGGGAUUCUUUUAAUUUCUAAAAAAAAACAUCUAAAAGUUCCAUUUAUUACAUUUACUCUGGAAAAAAUGUAAUUUUAUUUUGAUCAUUCGUAAUAUCAAUGCUUACAGUGAUGGGUUUUAUACAAGUACUUGGUCAAAAUAAGUUUAGGUUAAUAGGCAACGUAGUUCGAGCAAUUGGAUCGUCAUCUCGGGUAUUUGCUACCCAUUACGAUGUUUUGGGAGUUACCCCAAAAGCUACACAAAGAGAUAUUAAAGCUGCAUACUAUGAACUAUCAAAAUUAUAUCACCCUGAUAUAUCAAAAGACGAAGAAUCAGCUAAAAAAUUCAGAGCCAUCACUGAAGCAUAUGAAGUCUUAGGCAACAUAAGCUUGAAGAAAAUGUAUGAUAAAGGAUUGAUGGUUGGUUCAGAAAAUACAUCAAGAAUGAGAUAUAAACCCGAAGAAGAAGAGCCUUUAGACCCCACAUUGAAGUUUUAUAAAUCUAGAGCAACACGUCAAGUUACACCAACUAUGGAUGGCAAAACACCAAUUUACGAUUUUGAUUCUUGGUCAAGAGAGCAUUAUGGUGAUAUACUAAGGAAGAAUCAGCAUGCAAAGCGAAUGAUAAGAAUUAGAAAGGAAAGUGCUAACAUGCAUAGACAAUCAGUUCGUCAAGAAUUUAUAAUUUAUUUCAUAUCAGUAGUGAUUUUUCUCUUUAUGGCAUUUGUUGUUUAUGGGACACCAGACUUUGAUCAAGAUACCAUUAAAAAAAAUAAAUCUCAAAUUAAUGAAGGAAGAUAAUUGUUGUAAAUAUUAGAAAAUAUUAGGUAAUUUAUUGUGAUAAAUUAGUUAAAAUAAUGCAAGAGAUUUAAUUGUUAAUG